Messenger RNA from Coffea arabica (coffee), 1786 nucleotides. RefSeq names its product acyl-CoA-binding domain-containing protein 1-like. The record is from RefSeq and is a predicted model, not a curated record. Gene Ontology annotation, molecular function: fatty-acyl-CoA binding; protein binding. NCBI's taxonomy places the organism in Eukaryota, Viridiplantae, Streptophyta, Magnoliopsida, Gentianales, Rubiaceae.
CAAAAGUAAAUAAAUAUAAGGUGAAAAAUCCCCAGGGUUUUCAAAUUUGGGAAUUUAGAAGCGGAUGAGCCAAAUUUCUGCCUCCCAAUUUUAAACUCGCACUGAAGAACUUGCGCUAUUAUUUGUUGAUUUGACACUUUUUGACUGUAGUAGAAAGAGUAAUUUACUCGAAGAACGAUGAUACAUCUCCGUCGAACGAACAUCUACGUCUACGACAGCGACUGUCAAGGUUGAGGCAGUGGCGGCAACUUUCGUCUUGCUUUUGUUUCGAUCUCUACAUACUGCCCAGUCCCACGGGUUUACUACUGAUAUCUUAAAUAUAUAUAGGAUAAGCAGCGAAUAAAAUUCUUCGUCUACAGUUUCGUUUUUCUGCUAGGGUUUCGAUAAAAGUUUUUCCAGUAUCUAAAAUUGUCCCCCCUUUCCUUGAGAUCAUUCGGUUACGCAAUGGCUGAAUGGCAACAAUUUAUUCAAUCUGUUUUCUUUGGCGUAAUCUUCUCCUUUCUGCUUGCGAAGCUCUUCGCUGUAAUUUUCGCUUUCCGAGAAGAAAAUCUCCGGGUCGUCCGUGGCGAUCCGACCGAAGAAUCCCAAUCGAAACCCUCAGCCGCCGCGAUCGAACGGGAAAUUUCAGAAUCAGAUUCUAGGGUUUUCGAAGAGAACAAGCCGUUGAUUGCCGAUACAGAAAAGGACAUUGCUGCCGCUGUCGCCAAGGAGAGCGGGUCAGUUACUACUCCUGGUGGGGACGAUACUUAUACUAGUGGUAGUGAUAGUGAUAGUGAUUGGGAGGGCGUUGAGAGUACCGAAUUGGAUGAGGCUUUUAGUGCGGCAACCGCGUUUGUGGCCGCAACCGCUGCGGAUAGGUCAUCACAGAAAGUCUCGAAUGAUGUGCAGCUGCAGCUCUACGGCCUGUAUAAGAUUGCCACUGAGGGACCCUGCAGCACCCCUCAGCCGUCGCCCCUCAAGAUGACUGCCCGUGCCAAGUGGCAAGCAUGGCAGAAAUUGGGUGCUAUGCCCCCUGAAGAAGCAAUGCAGAAGUACAUUGAGAUUGUUACUGAAUUGUAUCCUUCUUGGAUUACCAAUACAGCUACUAAGAAGGAAGGUAAAGAGUCUAGUGGUGCAUCAAGUGCAGGAUCCAGAGGACCGAUGGGACCUGUUUUCAGUACUUUUACUUAUGAGGAUGAACCUGGAAAUGACCUAAAAUUGGAUGCAAUACACGCUUUUGCGAGAGAAGGAGAUGCAGGGAAUUUACUUCAGUGCAUUGAAAAUGGUUUUCCAGUAAAUGCAAAGGAUAGUGAGGGUAGGGCGCCGUUACACUGGGCCGUGGAUCGUGGUCAUCUGAAUGUCACAGAAUUGCUUCUAAGCAAAGGUGCUGAUAUAAAUGCAAAGGACAAUGAUGGUCAAACAGCAUUACAUUAUGCUGCUGUAUGUGAAAGGGCAACUCUUGCAGAAUUCCUAGUGAAACAUAAAGCUGAUAUAGAAAUAAAGGACAAUGAUGGCAAUUCUCCUGCCGAUCUUUGUGAAUUGAACUGGCCUUGGAUGCAGCAAUCAGCUAAUGUGACUGACUGAGGAUUUUUCGGUGUUAUAUUCCACUGAUUGAAAUUUUAACAUUGUACAUGCUAUACAUAAUUAUUAGGUUUACCUCUUAAAAGGUCAUCUUUAACAUAUGCUAUGUCCAUUUGGAAGUUGCAUUCUUUUUUAUUUCUCAUUGGCUUUAGUUUGCAUUAUUUGAUUUGAUUUUAGCAUUUUGGCUUGAAUUUUAUUAACUAUAGAUGUUCCAUUUUGUUUUGAA